Aspergillus welwitschiae is the source of this 484-nucleotide messenger RNA. RefSeq lists its product as uncharacterized. Bases 243 to 476 code for a protein of 77 amino acids. The record is from RefSeq and is a predicted model, not a curated record. Lineage: Eukaryota; Fungi; Ascomycota; Eurotiomycetes; Eurotiales; Aspergillaceae. The transcript is spliced from 2 exons.
CAGUAGUUAGCUUCAUUUUAGUGAUACAAUGUAUAUAGUAUUCACUCGAAAUAGAUCCCAUCUGUAGUAUAUGUAUCCUCGUCCUACACAAUACAGUAACGCAAAGGAUCAAUGACGUUGCGAGAGCUGGGUAACUUCCCCGGUUCGCUUCGGUCAAGCAACCGUGAGUCGCGUAUGUCUGCUUCAAACAGAUUGCCUGUUGCAUACUGUACUCAACGUUCACGUUCGGACGCCUUCAGAUUAUGGUCCGCUCGACAGAUACCGACCUUCGUGACGGGUCACACAUGACAGGCCCUUGGGCAUUGCCCGUCUGGUCACGCGUGGGACGGAAUCUCGCAACAAUGAGGCAGCCCAGCGACACCUGGGUAAAACCAAAAUCUUCGGGAAUCCGGAGCCCGAUAGAUAUUGAACAGGUAGGGUUGUGUUGUGCUCGGCUGACACAGAAUUCCCCGCUGGUGCUCGGAGGUCAUUUGUGACACAAAAU